Molecule: messenger RNA, 1507 nt
Organism: Chrysoperla carnea
Lineage: Eukaryota; Metazoa; Arthropoda; Insecta; Neuroptera; Chrysopidae
Exons: 5
Coding region: 1-1338 (445 amino acids)
Source: RefSeq, a predicted model, not a curated record
AUGGCUAAUAAUUCAUCCCAUUGUGGAAAUACUCGGAUAUUUAUCAAUGAUGAACAUAUUAAACUUGAACAGGAAUUAAAUACGCAGCCAAUAAUUAAAGGUGAAACCAUGGAACAAAGUAAUGCAAUGGAACUUGUACUAAUUAAGGAAGAAAUACUAGAAGAAAGUGAUAUAGAGGAACCUGAACAAUUAAAUACACUAGAAGAAAGUGACGUGGAGCUAGAACCUGGACAACUAUUAAAUACUGAAUUAAUAAUUAAGGACGAAAUAAUAAAUACAAAUGAUUUAGACCAUCAACAAUCUCAUAAUGAAGAUAAAGUGUAUUCAUGUGCCGAUUGUGAUAAAACAUUUACUUGGAAAGGCAGUUUAAUUCGACAUAAACAAGCACAUACAGGAGAAAGGCCUUUUUCAUGUGAAAUGUCUGGUCUUUCAGGUUUAAGUGUAGAUAUAUUAGAAAGACAAUGUUUACAAUUACAAAAACGUCUUCAACAAAAACAACAAAGAAUUUCAACAUCAUUUGUAAUUAUAUUAAUUACAGUUAUACUUGGCGUUUUAAUUACACAAUUUACACAAAUGCAUGUAAUUGAUUUUAUGGUGAAAUACGCACUGGGUACACGAUGUUUUAUUCCAAAUAAUUAUUUAAUAUGGGAAGCAACAAGGCCUGUAUCAAAUUGUGAUUUCUGUAUAAAUAUCACAAAAGCUUUAAUUUUACCAAAUUUAACACGUGAAGAAUUUGCACCAUAUGCUUAUUCAUCACGACCAAUUAUUAUUAAAAAUGCUGUACAACAUUGGCCAGCAAUGACUGUAUUUACAUAUGAAUUUUUUAAGAAUUUAUAUGAAAAUAUUGAGGGUGCAUAUGAGAGUGUGGAUGAUGGUUGCCAGUUUUUACAUUUUCAAUCAGAUUUUGUUACGAUUCGAGAUGUUUUUCAAAUGAGUGAAGCUCGUGCCAAAAAUUUACCGGGUGAAAAAUCAUGGUAUAUUGGAUUGGGAAACUGUCAUCCAGAAGUUUUAAAUGAAAUGCGUAAAUAUUAUCCAAGACCACAUUUUUUACCAGAUGAUGCCGAAAUUUCAAAUCGGGAAUAUAUAUUUUUUGGAUAUAACGAUGGAGCUACAAUGCAUUUAGAUUAUAUACCACGUUUAAUGUGGCAAGCACAAAUAAGUGGAAAUAAAACAUGGAAUUUAAUACCAACACCAGAAUGUGAAAAUGUUUGUAAUCAUAUAAAGUUUUAUGUGGAAGCAGGUGAUGCAAUUUUAUUAGAUACUCGUGUAUGGUAUCACAGCACAUCAAUAAAUACUCCUGGAGUAUUUAGUUUAACCGUACAAUCUGAAUACGGUUAAACGAUUUAACUAUUUUUUAAUUCUUUUUUUUUUUUUUUUUUUAAAUACAUAGUUGCAAUAUGUUUUUUGUACAAAACGUUUUCUAAUCGUGUGUGUAUUUCGAGUACAAAUUGUUAAGAGACAAACUUUAUUUUUUUGCACAUUCUUGCCUUGCACAAUAACAGAUAUU